CUUAAAGAAGCAUAACAUGGGGAAAACGGGGCGGUAACUCACGUGACGACGGGUCGGGUCGUCACAGUUCCCCACCAAAUUGUAGUUAAGCAAAAGAUAAUAUCAAAGUAACCUAACUUUCCCAAAUGUAACCUAAUAUAUUCAUCACUGUCUUAAUUCCAACUACUCUGUUGUAAUUAAUAAACACAUAUGAAGAUGUAACCGAAUUUCCAGGGCAAUAAUAAGAUUGUCAAAUUUCUCCUACUUUUCUUUGGCUAACGACUCCUGGUCUAAAGGGGUGAUAGCUUCUAUCAAUUACAGUAAAUUCCUAUAAACCCCUUCUUCCAUUAACGUCUUCAAUUCCAUCCUCAGAAACAAGGCACAAUAUUGAUUCCAUCAACCCUUUCAAAAAUCUCAUAAUUAUAUCCUGUUUUGGUUGCAUGAUUUAUCUUGUUUGUACCAUCUUUCUUGCUCCUAACAACAACAACAAGCAUUUCCAUACCUCAGUUUCUUUACAGGAUGAUGAAUUAUCAUCUCAAACCAAUCUUGAUCAUAUUGUUUUUGGAAUUGCAUCCAAUGAGCAAUCUUGGUCCAAAAGAAAAGAAUAUGUUAAGCUCUGGUGGGAACCCCAUAUAAUGAGGGGAUGUGUAUUUCUUGAAAAGAUGCCACCUUUUUCAUCAAAUGGCACAUAUAAUGAGUCUCUACCUCCCAUUUGCAUUUCUGAGGAUACUUCUCGGUUUAGGUAUACGCAUAGAGGUGGGACACCUUCAGCUAUUCGUGUGGUCUCAGAGACGGUGGCGCUUAAUCAUUCUAAUGUAAGAUGGUUUGUAUUUGGAGAUGAUGACACCAUUUUCUUCCCUGAAAAUUUGGUGAAGACACUUACUAAAUAUGAUCAUGGACUUUGGUACUACAUUGGAACAAACUCAGAAAGCUUUAUGCAGAAUAAGUUUUUCUCCUAUGAUAUGGCUUUUGGUGGAGCUGGUUUUGCUAUAAGCUAUCCUUUGGCAAAAGUUUUGGCCAGAGUCUUUGAUUCAUGCAUUGGAAGAUACCCUCACUUAUAUGGAAGUGAUGGUAGAGUUCACGCCUGUUUAGCAGAGCUUGGUAUUAGCUUAACACGCGAGCCCGGUUUUCACCAGAUGGAUUUUCAUGGAAAUGUGUUUGGAAUGUUGGCUGCACAUCCCAUUAGGCCAUUGGUAUCUAUGCAUCAUAUGGAGGCAAUUGAUCCUAUAUUUCCGAAUAUGACAACAGUGAAGGCUGUGGAGCAUUUGUACAAGGCAGCAAGCUUCGAUCCACAUCGGAUUUUACAGCAAACAGUGUCAGUGUCUUGGGGAUAUGCUGUUCAAGUGUUUGAUAGGAAUGUGCUUUUGUCAGAUGUUCAGCGCGUACAAGAGAGCUAUGCUCCCUGGAAAAGGAGUCAUUUAGGUGGAUUAUAUGACUUUGAUACGAGGAAAUAUGAAUUUGAUCCGUGCAGAAGGCAGCUUGUUUAUUACUUGGACAAAGUGUUUUCUGGGAGCAAUGGAACUGAGACAAUUUACAAAAAGAAGACAUUUGAGGAAUGCAAAUUUGACAUGACUUCUCCUAGAAGGCUAGAAGAAAUCAGAGUGUUAUCGAGCAAGUUAGUCCUCGACAAACAACAGUUGCUAGCUCCAAGAAGGCAUUGCUGUGAUGUAUUACAUUCUACCUCGGGUAAUGUCAUGGAAAUAGGGAUAAGAGAAUGCAAGGAAGAUGAACUAAUUUACAUGCACCAUUAGUGCAGUAUAUUCUUGACAGUCAGCAUAGCAAUCACCAUUUGAUGCGAUGGUUUCCCCAAUUGCCUGAUCCAAUCGCGCAAUCUCCAUUUCCACGAAAUUUUGAAUCUGAAGAAACCAAUUCUGUUGUCUUUUUUGAUGACUCAUUGUUCCUGGGAAAAAAAGAGUUAGAGCAUAAGGAAGUCUAAUACCAAGCCUAGCAAGAAGCCAGCAGUUUUUUUGUUUUCUGAGCAUUUAAGUUCAAUGAUCAAAGAGAAUUCAGAA
This is a messenger RNA of Nicotiana attenuata, 1991 nucleotides long. RefSeq lists its product as uncharacterized. The record is from RefSeq and is a predicted model, not a curated record. Bases 420 to 1730 code for a protein of 436 amino acids. The transcript is spliced from 3 exons. Gene Ontology annotation, molecular function: acetylglucosaminyltransferase activity. NCBI's taxonomy places the organism in Eukaryota, Viridiplantae, Streptophyta, Magnoliopsida, Solanales, Solanaceae.